AUGAAAGAUUUAGCAAUACAAAUUAAAUGUAUUGGAUUAUUUAUUCAAGGUUAUAAACCAUUACUUGAAUUUAUUGAAAUUGGUGGAACUCAAAUUUUAUUAGAAGUUCUUGGAUUUCAUUAUUAUAAGAAUGAAAAUGAAGAUAAAAAAGAAGCUUUAUUACUUUUAACAAAUAUUGCUAAUAAUGGUAGAAAAUAUAAAGAAGUUAUUUGUUUUGAUAAUGGUUUAGAUUUAUUAAGAAAUUCAAUCAUUUAUAUUCCAUCUAUAGAUAUUAAUUUAAUUGCAAAGAAUUUUAUUGUUUCAAUUUAUCAAGGAAAUCCAAAACAUUCAAAUGAUAUUUUAGAAUUAUUAUUUGAUAUAUUUAGAAAUCAUUCAUCUCCAAAUAAUUGGAAAACCAUAAGUGCACAUUUAAGUUCAAAUAAUACUCCAAGAAGAAAUUCAACUAUUAAUUUAUUAGAUAAUAAUUCACAACAGCAACAACAAACUCAACAACAAGAAAUGAAUGCAUUUUCAUCACCACGUUCAAUAUUUAAUUCACCUAGAGUAUUUGGUAAUUUUUUAAUGUCUCCAAGAACACCAAAUGUUGCACACAUUACUAAUACCACUACUAAUUCAACUACUGCAACUUCUAAAAAUGUAAUUCAAUCACCCUCCUCUUCAAUUUCAUUUCAACCAGGUUUAACAACACCUAAAAAUGAAGCCACUCCAAAACAACAAUCACUUCCAUUCACAAAAUUUACAUUCCUUAAUGUUGUUGAAACUGCUAGAAAUCAAUUAGCAUCAGCUGAAGAAUUUAGAAAAUCAUUCGAUCCUUCAAAUACAAAUAAUAAUAUGAACAAUAGUAAUAAUACAAAUACAAAUAAUACAAAUAAUACAAAUACAAAUGACAAUGCAAAUUCAAUUGAAUUAUCAACACAAUCAAUAUUAUUAAUAUAUUCAAUGAUAAAAGAAAUAUCCAAAUCUAUUAAAAUUGAACAAAUGAGAGAAACAAGAGUAUUAGAUAUAAUAUUUAUGAAUUUAUCAGAUGAAGAUAUUAGAGUAGUAAGAGAAAGUGUUGAAAUGGUUAAAAUAGCAAUGCAAUAUCCAGAUGAAAAUGAAAUAUUUUCAGAAAUGUUAAUACAUAGAUCAAUACAAGGAUUAUCAAUGAUUGUAAUUGUUUUAGGAAAGAGAAGAUUUAAAACUAUUUUAAAACAAUUUUUUAAAAAUUCAAAUUAUUUAAAUAAUUCAAAAGAAGAAAUUAAUUAUUCAAAGAAUUUUUUAAAUUUAAUAUUUGGAGCAUGUUCAAUUAUGAAUUUAAUUUUAGAAAAUGCAAUUGAACAUGUUAAUAUUUGUAAAAUAAUGUUUGAAAGUAAUAUUAUAUUAACUUUAAUAGAAAGUAUUUUAAUUAUUAAAGAAAAAUAUGGUGAUACACAUUAUUGUGUUGAUACAUCAAAAGAAAUGACACAAUUGUUAAGGGUAAUUUAUUAA
Naegleria gruberi is the source of this 1467-nucleotide messenger RNA. RefSeq lists its product as uncharacterized. The record is from RefSeq and is a predicted model, not a curated record. The coding region runs from base 1 to 1467 and encodes 488 amino acids. The transcript has a single exon. Lineage: Eukaryota; Heterolobosea; Eutetramitea; Acrasida; Naegleriidae.